Molecule: messenger RNA, 3411 nt
Organism: Syngnathoides biaculeatus (alligator pipefish)
Lineage: Eukaryota; Metazoa; Chordata; Actinopteri; Syngnathiformes; Syngnathidae
Gene: copb1
Product: COPI coat complex subunit beta 1
Exons: 21
Coding region: 247-3177 (976 amino acids)
Biological process (GO): endoplasmic reticulum to Golgi vesicle-mediated transport; intra-Golgi vesicle-mediated transport; intracellular protein transport
Cellular component (GO): cytoplasm; COPI vesicle coat
Molecular function (GO): structural molecule activity
Source: RefSeq, a predicted model, not a curated record
CACCGUAGCAGUGAUGUGGCCAUCAAGCUUUCCGACUUCCACGUCACGAGGAAGUUGUGGCGACCCGAAGAGGCAGCUCACCCUACGGCCCGACUCCCCCCUGACUGACUUUUGUAAAUGUAAAGCGUACAACUGCAUAGCAAGGCCGCUUUCCAACCCGUUGGUGGUGAUUUGAGGUGAAAAGCCAGCCAGCCAGUCAGUCAUAUUUAUCAGAUUCUUCGAGAACAUUCCACAUCCAGCAACAAAAUGACAGCGGCGGAGAAUGUUUGCUACACUCUCAUCAAUGUUGCCUCCGACUCGGAGCCCCCCUCUGAAGUCUGCUUGAAGACUGAUCUGGAAAAGGGAGAGAUUAAAGCAAAAACUGAGGCCCUCAAGAAAGUGAUAAUCAUGAUACUGAAUGGUGAGAAGCUGCCAGGUCUGCUGAUGACCAUCAUCCGCUUUGUGCUUCCACUUCAAGACCACACCAUAAAAAAACUGCUGCUUGUUUUUUGGGAGAUUGUUCCCAAAACUACUCCCGAUGGCAAGCUGCUCCAGGAGAUGAUCCUGGUUUGUGACGCCUACAGGAAGGACCUACAGCACCCCAAUGAGUUCAUCCGAGGCUCCACUCUCCGUUUCUUGUGUAAAUUGAAGGAGUCUGAGCUGCUUGAGCCUCUCAUGCCAGCAAUCCGUGCUUGCCUGGAGCACCGACACAGCUAUGUCCGCCGGAAUGCCGUUCUGGCCAUUUACACCAUCUACAGAAACUUUGAACAUCUCAUCCCGGAUGCUCCAGAGCUGAUCCAUGAUUUUCUCGUGAAUGAAAAAGAUGCGAGCUGUAAGAGGAAUGCUUUUAUGAUGCUGAUUCAUGCAGAUCAGGAUCGAGCUUUGGAUUACCUGAGCACGUGCAUAGACCAAGUUCAUACUUUUGGAGAUAUUCUACAAUUGGUCAUUGUGGAGCUGAUUUACAAAGUUUGUCACGCAAACCCUACUGAGCGUGCCCGCUUUAUCCGUUGCAUCUACAACUUGCUUCAGUCUUCCAGUCCGGCUGUAAAGUACGAGGCAGCUGGCACGCUUGUAACUCUCUCGAGUGCACCCACAGCCAUUAAGGCUGCUGCCCAGUGUUACAUCGAUCUGAUUAUCAAGGAAAGUGACAACAAUGUGAAACUCAUCGUCCUUGAUCGAUUGGUCGAGCUGAAGGAGCAUCCCACUCAUGAGCGUGUACUCCAGGACCUCGUCAUGGACAUUCUCCGUGUUCUCGGGACUCCCGACCUGGAAGUGAGAAAAAAGACCUUGCAGCUGGCCCUGGACCUUGUGUCGUCACGCAACGUGGAAGAGUUGGUGAUUGUUUUGAAGAAAGAGGUGAUCAAGACGAACAAUGUGACCGAACAUGAAGAUACGGACAAGUACAGGCAGCUCUUGGUCCGCACGCUUCACUCCUGCAGCGUGCGCUUCCCUGACAUGGCGGCCAAUGUCAUCCCUGUGCUGAUGGAAUUUUUAAGUGACACAAAUGAAGCAGCCGCCGCUGACGUGCUGGAGUUUGUGCGAGAAGCCAUUCAGAGAUUUGACAUCUUAAGACCGCUUAUCAUUGAGAAGAUGCUGGAAGUCUUUCAUGCGAUUAAAACAGUCAAAAUAUUCAGAGGAGCGCUUUGGAUCUUGGGGGAAUACUGCAGCACUAAAGAAGACAUCCAGAGCGUGAUGACGGAGGUCCGCAGGUCACUGGGCGAGAUUCCGAUCGUGGAGAAUGAGAUAAAGAAAGAAACGGGGGAGUUGAAGGCAGAGGAUGAAGUGACUGCAGCUCCAGCUCAGAAACUGGUGACGGAGAUGGGCACGUAUGUGACACAGAGCGCGCUCAGCUCCUCCAGGCCUUCCAAAAAAGACGAAGACAGGUCAGAGAACAGCUUGGACAGUUUGUCGCAUAAUUUUGUCAGCCCACUCAUUCUGUUCCUGGUGCUCAGGCCUCCGCUGAGGGACUUCUUGAUGCACGGCUACUUCUAUGUGACUUCUUCUCUAGCCACAACACUGACCAAAGUGGCUUUGCGCUACGUUUCUAUCGUUCAAGAUAAAAAGAAACAAAAUUCUUUUGUCGCAGAGGCCAUGUUGAUCAUGGUCACCGUGCUGCACCUGGGCAAGUCCUCCCUGGCCAAGAGGCCAAUCACAGACGACGACGUGGACCGCAUCUCGCUGUGCCUGAAGGUCCUGUCAGAGUGCUCGCCGCUCAUGAAUGACAUCUUCAACAAGGAGUGCCGGAAAUCCCUGUCGCGCAUGCUGACUGUCAGAAUGGAGGAGGAGAAGCUUUCACAGAAGAAAGAGUCCGAGAAGCGCAGUGUGACGGUGCAGGCCGACGACCCCAUCUCCUUCAUGCAGCUCACAGCCAAAAAUGAGACCACUUCGAAGGAGGACCAGUUCCAGCUCAGCCUGUUGGCUGCCAUGGGCAACACUCAAAGGAAGGAAGCCGCUGAUCCAAUGGCUUCAAAACUCAAUAAGGUGACCCAGCUUACAGGUUUCUCAGAUCCAGUGUACGCAGAAGCCUAUGUCCACGUCAACCAGUAUGAUAUUGUGCUGGAUGUGCUCGUCGUAAACCAAACCAGCGACACGCUCCAGAACUGCACCCUCGAGCUGGCUACUUUAGGUGACCUCAAGCUUGUCGAGAAGCCUUCCCCACUCACUCUGGCCCCUCACGACUUUGCGAACAUCAAGGCUAACGUCAAAGUAGCGUCGACUGAAAAUGGCAUCAUCUUUGGGAACAUAGUGUAUGAUGUGUCCGGGGCUGCAAGCGACAGGAACUGCGUUGUCCUCAGCGACAUCCACAUCGACAUCAUGGACUACAUCCAGCCGGCAUCGUGUACAGACGCUGAAUUCAGGCAGAUGUGGACUGAAUUUGAGUGGGAAAACAAGGUGACUGUAAACACAAACAUCACUGAUCUGAACGAGUACCUCCAACAUAUCCUCAAGUCCACAAACAUGAAGUGCCUAACUCCAGAGAAGGCAUUGUCUGGCUUCUGUGGUUUCAUGGCCGCCAACCUCUACGCCCGUUCCAUCUUUGGCGAAGACGCCCUUGCUAACGUCAGCAUCGAGAAGCCCAUCCACCUGGGGCCAGACGUACCCGUCAAUGGACAUAUACGCAUUAGAGCCAAAAGUCAGGGGAUGGCCUUGAGCCUUGGUGACAAGAUCAACCUCUCCCAAAAGAAGGCAACUCUCUGAAAGAACUUUCAGCAGAACUUGAUCCUUCUGACCUUGUAAAAGUAACUCACUCUUCUAUGUAUCGUCAUCCUUGUUCCCUGGCAAUUCUGCGCAUUUACAAUUCUGGAUGGUUAAUGGCUCCUCUACUGCUUUUUUUCUUUCUUUUUUUUUUUUUUAUCAUCGCUCGUCUCGGAUAUCUACUCAUUUCUGGUUCAUUUGAAAUAAAUGUCCAUUAAAAGAGCCGUAGUCAAUGUA